UUCCAAUGUGAAAUGGCUGUUUAUACUCGUGUUGUACUAAAUUCUUUUUUUAAUGGAUUAAAUGAUAAGAGACAGAUUUAUAGAUGAGACUUGAUUUCCAAAUUCAAAAACUAAACUAAGUCCAAUUAACUGUUCCCCAUCAAUGUUCCUUUUAACUGCCUGGGGCAGGAAUUUCUUCCAUGGGCUCAUGCAUUAAGCUUUAAGAAAUCACUACUUUUUAAAAAAUUCAUAAACUUAUUGCUUGUAGACAAUGUAAGACAGUGCUCUGUGUGUGUGUGAAAAGUGGGUUAAAAUCAGCUUGGGAUACGGUAAGAAGCACCGAUAGAGCUGGGCUAUGAUGUAAUCCUCAGAGCUGAGGUUGGCCAAUAAAGAAAGGAAAAGCUGCAGACAGACAGACAAAAUAGGUUUGGUUUAAGAGCACAAAUGCCCCAACUCCGCAAAGCCUGAAACCAAAGGCAAAACACUUCAUGCAAGGAAGCAUUUAAAGUCUUCUCUGAAACCUAAAUGCCUGAGCUACUUGUGUGGAACUAAUGGCUAAUCAUGUCAAUGACAUUCAAGAGAUGGAAGAAAGCUUGCCAGCACUCCCACUGCUGCAGGCUGGACAGACUUACGUUAGUGGUACGAGACACACACCCAGGGAGAGGCCUCUGUUCUCCACCAGGAGAGCAGCAAUGGACCCUGGCUGAGACACCUGGAAGCAGGACCAGCUAGAAUGCAAGGAUGAUUAGUGAAGAAACACUACGGCCACUUCAAGAUGACAAGCCCACACUGGACUAAAUUGUUUCACUGAAACAAAACCUUCUAUCAAAAAAAGAAAAAAAUUAAGGACUCACCUCCAGAAGUUACACGAUGAUCAAUUCCACCACCACACAGCCUCCAGAGGAGUCCUGCUCCCAGAAUAUCCUCAUCACUCAGCAGAUCAUUCCUGUGCUGUACUUUGUGGUCUUCGUUGCAGGGACCCUUCUCAACGGUGUAUCUGGAUGGAUAUUCUUCUACGUGGCCAGCUCCAAGAGUUUCAUCAUCUAUCUCAAGAACAUUGUUGUUGCCGACUUUCUGAUGAGCCUGACCUUCCCCUUCAAGAUUCUUGCUGAUUCGGGACUCGGGCCGUGGCAGAUCAAUGUGUUUGUGUGCAGGGUGUCUGCUGUGCUCUUCUAUGUCAACAUGUACGUCAGCAUCGUGUUCUUUGGGCUCAUCAGUUUCGACAGAUACUAUAAAAUUGUAAAGCCUCUUUUGACUUCUUUCAUCCAUUCAGUAAAUUACAGCAAACUCCUGUCAGUGGUGGUCUGGAUGCUCAUGCUCCUUCUGGCUGUCCCCAACAUUAUCCUGACCAACCAGAAUGCUACUAGCGGGAAGGUGACGCAUAUAAAAUGUGUGAAACUUAAAAAUGAACUGGGACUUAAGUGGCACAAAGCAUCAAACUACAUCUUUGUGGGCAUCUUCUGGAUUGUGUUUUUUCUGUUGAUCAUUUUCUAUACUGCCAUCACGAGGAAAAUCUUCAAGUCCCACCUUAAGUCCAGAAGGAAUUCCAUUUCAGUCAAGAAGAAAUCUAGCCGCAAUAUAUUCAGCAUCAUGUUCGUGUUUUUUGUCUGUUUUGUACCUUACCACAUUGCCAGAAUCCCCUACACACAGAGCCAGACAGAAGCUCAUUACAGCUGCCAGUCAAAAGAAAUUUUGCUCUAUGUAAAAGAAUUCACUCUGCUACUAUCGGCUGCAAACGUAUGCCUAGAUCCUAUUAUUUAUUUCUUUCUAUGCCAGCCAUUUAGAGAAAUAUUAUGUAAGAAACUGCACAUCCCAUUAAAAGCUCAGCAUGACUCAGAAACUUCCAGAACCAAAAGAGGAAAUAUAACGCAUGAAAGCACAGACACUUUGUGAAUUCCCACCUCCUUUCAAAUAAAAUACAUGUACACAUAUUGCAAUCUUCAGUUACAUAAGACUAAGUAAGAAACAUGUCCAUGCUCUGGGGCGCCUGGAUGGCUCAGUGGGUUAAAGCCUCUGCCGUCGGCUCAGGUCAUGAU
Messenger RNA from Mustela erminea (ermine), 2015 nucleotides. RefSeq names its product purinergic receptor P2Y14 (gene P2RY14). Gene Ontology annotation, molecular function: G protein-coupled purinergic nucleotide receptor activity. NCBI's taxonomy places the organism in Eukaryota, Metazoa, Chordata, Mammalia, Carnivora, Mustelidae. The transcript has 4 exons. The coding region runs from base 850 to 1872 and encodes 340 amino acids. Gene Ontology annotation, biological process: G protein-coupled receptor signaling pathway. The record is from RefSeq and is a predicted model, not a curated record. Gene Ontology annotation, cellular component: membrane.